Betta splendens (Siamese fighting fish) is the source of this 1918-nucleotide messenger RNA. It is a transcript of the gene rmp24, whose product is annotated as chromosome 11 C18orf21 homolog. Bases 257 to 1093 code for a protein of 278 amino acids. The record is from RefSeq and is a predicted model, not a curated record. The transcript has 6 exons. NCBI's taxonomy places the organism in Eukaryota, Metazoa, Chordata, Actinopteri, Anabantiformes, Osphronemidae.
UGCAUUGCGAGGAACGUCAGAAGCCUGCGACUAAACGUGGAAGCGGUGGAGAGGUAGAGAGAGAGACAGUAAUAAUUUCAUCUAGAUUCAAAUUAAAACGUAUUCCAGACUUCUCGGCAGUCGCAGCGGUACGCGUGAGUGUCCAUGUGUGCGUAGACGCUUUGUUAACAAGCGUUGUCACAUUAUUAGCCGUUUUUAAACGUAGUCGUUGAGGAGUGUCGUUUUUUUCUCACGGCGCACGAGGACACGGCGAGAAAUGAAGACUCCCGAACAACAGCAACAACAAAAGGAAACUCUUCAUGAAAGGUUCCAUUUGGACGCUGCUCUGCUGUAUAAAGACACGUGUCCACAGCUGUCACGCUUCCUCAUGCAACGGGCUCUAAAUGCAAUGCCGGAGAAGAAAUCCUCCGCCCUGCAGCAGAGGACCUUGGUGUGUUCGUACUGCUGUCAGUGGCCGGCGCCUGACCAUCCCCUCGUCCGGCUGCGGCCCAAGAAGCGUCCGUCGGCGCGGGUGCAGAGCGUGCUGCGCAGGAAGGCCCGGGGCAAGCGGCUCAGCCUGGUGCAGAGGCGUUUGCUGCAGUGCUUCAUGAAGUCCUGCUCAGUACUGCAGGAACCAACCCGACAAACGAAGAGGACCAAUCAGAUAGGACGUUGGACGAUGUGUUUUAAUGGCAGCGUCGCAGCUCCACAUUCAGAUGCAGCGGCUGUGUUUCCAUGGGGCUGCCGCCUCCACACGAUGGCCACCUGCCACGCUUGCAAUAAGACGUCCAGACACAGAGGAGUGAGCAGGGACUUUAUAGCUACGCUCACAAAGACCCACAGCACACCAGGGAGCGCUGGCAAACCCAAGACCCCACAGUCAAGCAGCAGAUCCAACACGACCACCCCCAAGACUCCUGGCAAAGACAAGACACCUGCUCACACGCCCAGGGGCACCGGCUCCUCAAACGCUUCGGGGCCGGGUUCUUCUUCCUCCAAGUCUUCAUCCAAACCCAAGAAUUGGGUCGUGCAGCGUCUCAGCAAGAUCCUCAUGCGGGAGGACAACAAGGGCAGCAAGAAGGGAGGCUUAAAAGACUUUCUUUCCUCGCUUUGAGUGUGUUUAAGUAACGUGCACUCUUAAAAUGCAAGGUGUUAGGCCCACGUUGCAGCCCGUUGACAGCAAAGGCUAAAGGGAACUAAAUCACAUACCUGGUUUCUGAGCAGCUGUGGAAAGGGUUACUGCUUGCCCACAAACACGACUGUUGCUGGGGUGCUUGCAUGGGCGCUCUUGGAUAUUUUGAAUGCAGCAACUGGGAGCACUGGGCUGUUUAUUCCUACUAUUAAUCAGGGAUCAGCAGCCUCUGCUGAGCUUGGGGAGGAUGCUUCUUGUGUCUAAUGCAGCUCAUGCAUCUUAAUGAUCUGCUCACUUGGAGAUACUUACUUUGAGUGGAAUGUGAAAUUAUGCAGUAUUUAUGCAACAACAUCACAGGAAACUCGUAUUUUUUUCAGGCAGCAACAAUUAUUCCUUCAAAUGAUAAAUGCAUAUACACCUUUUUUAGUACUCAAACUACUUGACGUUGUGACUUUUGUAUUUGUCUGUACUCAUUUAAUUUGAAGAUUUGUGAAGAUAAAGAUUUGUGAGCAUAAGCAUUUUUGUACACAUACAAAUAGUUUUGAGACUGCAAGUCACCAAUAAAGAUAAUAAGAUGGAACUCCUAAAUUGCUGUUUACAGUGUAGGCACAGUUGCCUAAAACCUGUAUGCAAUGCUUUAUUGACCAUUUUUAUAUUUUCAAGGUUAUCCCUUUAUCUUUUGAUACAAGAGGAAUAUACUGUGUUUUCUACUGUCUAUUAGCUGUUUGAUAUGUUUAUUUGUUUCAGUCCUAAAAUACCUCACUUUUGUGUUCCACUUGAUUCUCUGGUAUUAAACCUUUACAGUCA